Messenger RNA from Lodderomyces margitis, 1776 nucleotides. RefSeq names its product 2-isopropylmalate synthase (gene LEU4). The transcript has a single exon. The record is from RefSeq and is a predicted model, not a curated record. Gene Ontology annotation, molecular function: 2-isopropylmalate synthase activity. Gene Ontology annotation, cellular component: mitochondrion. Gene Ontology annotation, biological process: L-leucine biosynthetic process. NCBI's taxonomy places the organism in Eukaryota, Fungi, Ascomycota, Pichiomycetes, Serinales, Debaryomycetaceae. The coding region runs from base 1 to 1776 and encodes 591 amino acids.
AUGAUGUUUCAACAGUUUAAGCUCUUUUCUAGAGCCGCAUCGCGUAUCCCGCCGGUGAAGCUACAGUAUAAAAACAUGCUAAAAACACCAUCUAUCAAGUACCCACCACCAAAACAAAUCAAACUAGACAAUCGUGAAUGGCCUAGUAAGGUAGUUACAAAAGCGCCUAGGUGGUUAUCAACUGAUUUGCGUGACGGCAAUCAAUCUUUGCCUGAUCCUAUGUCCAUACUGGAAAAGAAGGAAUAUUUCCAUAAAUUAAUCGAUACUGGGUUUAAAGAAAUUGAAGUUAGUUUCCCACUGGCUUCGCAAACUGAUUUCGAUUUCACUAGGUAUGCAGUCGAGAAUGCACCUGAAGAUGUCGCUAUUCAAGUCUUGACCCAAUCGAGAGAACCAUUGGUUAGAAGAACGGUUGAAUCGGUCAAGGGCGCUAAAAAAGCCAUUAUUCAUAUUUAUUUAGCAACCUCGGAUGUUUUCCGUGAAGUUGUAUUUGGCAUGUCGCAAGAAGACGCAAUUGCUAAAGCGGUGGAAACAACCAAAUUGGUGAAAAGUUUAACUAAAGAUGACCCAAACAUGAGUGAAACUGAAUGGAAUUUGGAAUUUUCUCCUGAAUGUUUUUCCGAUACUCCAGUUGAAUUUGCCGUUGCCAUUUGUGAGGCGGUGAAACAAGAAUGGCAGCCAAGUGUCGAACACCCCAUGAUUUUUAAUUUACCAGCCACGGUUGAAGUUGCUGGUCCAAAUGUAUAUGCUGAUCAAAUUGAAUACUUUUGUAAACACAUUUCUGAACGUGAGAAAAUUGUCGUUUCCGUGCAUUGUCAUAACGAUCGUGGAUGUGGUGUUGCUGCUACUGAAUUGGGUUUAUUAGCUGGUGCCGAUCGUGUUGAGGGGUGCAUCUUUGGUAAUGGUGAACGUACGGGAAAUGUUGAUUUGAUCACGGUUGCUUUAAACUUGUACACGCAAGGGAUUUCCCCCAAUUUGGACUUUUCCGAUUUGCAAAGCUUGAUUGAUGUUAGUGAGCGUUGCAACAAAAUUAAAGUCCCUGAAAGAGCACCAUAUAGUGGAUCACUUGUUGUUUGUGCAUUUAGUGGAUCGCAUCAAGAUGCGAUAAAGAAGGGGUUCAGCUAUAAACGUAAUGAUGAUAAAUGGGCUGUUCCUUAUUUACCAUUGGACCCCAAAGAUAUUGGCCGGACUUAUGAAGCUGUGAUUAGAGUUAAUUCGCAAUCAGGUAAAGGUGGAAGUGCAUGGGUUAUUUUACGAUCAUUGGGAUUGGAUUUACCUAGACAGAUGCAAGUUGUAUUUUCAUCGAUUGUUCAAACAAAAGCUGAUAAAUUGGGCCGUGAGUUACAAAUCAAUGAAAUUGUUGAUGUGUUCAACAAGGAGUACCUUGUGCAAUCGCCAUUGACAAUUGUUGAUUUUGAAAUUACCAAGAGCAAGAACGACAAUAGAGAGAUGUAUGCACAAUUGCACAAUGGCAAGAAUGGACAAGAGGUGACCAUCAGAGGUGAAGGUAAUGGACCAAUCUCUUCCUUUAUCGAUGGUAUUGGUAAAAAGUUUGGUACAUUAUUUGAAGUUGUCACUUACCAAGAGCAUUCCUUGGGCACUGGGUCAGCUUCGAAAGCAGCUACUUAUGUUCAAUUAAGUUAUUUAAAUGAUGCUAAUGAGAAGAUUACUAGAUGGGGAUGUGGAAUUAAUCAUGAUGUCAGUCAAGCUUCAAUGGAUGCUAUUUUAAGUGUGGUCAAUUCAUUGGUUAAUGAAGGUAAAAUUCAAAUUCAAAACUGA